AGGAGAUGUAUGUCAAUGUUUGUAAAGCAAUGUCAGAUAAUUGCACAAUAAUUGUUCAGAAUAUUCACACAGUGGAGACGUUCAGCGAGUUAUUUCACGCACCAGUGACAGUUAAUGGCCGUGCUCAGUUGCAAGGGCUCCUCGAUACAGGGUCAAUGGCCUGCACGAUAAGUGAAGAGGCAGAGCAGAGACUGCUAUCAGAUAGCGUCUUGACCCAACAGCAAGAACUCCCGCAGCGCAUCAUCCUAGUUGGCUGUGGAGGAGUACGGGUGAGCCCCAAGUGCAUGUAUGACAUGGAGCUGAGUCUGUAUGGGGUGAAGUGCAUGGUCCCAGUCCUGGUAGUCACUGGUCAGAGGGAUGACGUCAUAGUAGGCACCAAUAUGUUGAAAUACGUGCUGCAUCAGCUGAAAAAUGAGAACAGUUACUGGACACUUAUCUCGCGCAACACAAAAGGGUCUUCAGACGGUGAACAGUUUUUGGAGAUGAUGGCAAGCCUCACGAGAUGGAGGGGUGAAGAUGUGCCGGAAAAAGUAGGGACAGUGAAACUAACCCAGGCGGUGACUCUUCUUCCCAAACAAGAGUACCUGCUGUGGGGUAGACUGCCCAGUAAUGUGCCCAAGUCACCUGGGAGCACAGUUGUGGUCGAGCCCACCACCUCUAGGUGUGUGCCUCGGGGCAUCAUGGUGGGGAAAGUUGUAACGCCGCUGUGGGGAGAUGGCUGGACUCCCAUGAAAAUCACCAACAUCUCUGAUAAACCACUCACCCUGAGAAAGAACAGCAAGCUCGCAGACGUGUCUACUUGUGUUGCAGCUGAAGACUUCCCGCUGUUCCAGGGUUCCUUUCAGAGUGAUGCUGGCUCUGCUAAAGUGACUCAUGUGAAACAGGAUGACAACACUGAUUUGAAAGACAGGCUUCAGAAGUCUGGUCUGGGAAAUGUCGACAUUGAUCAUUGUGAAGCGAGCCCCUCCACCAAGCUCCAACUUGUGACAUUGCUGGAAAAAUAUCAGGAUGUAUUCUCAAAGCACCAUCUAGACUGUGGGGAAGCCAAGGGCUUUGUACAUAGAAUCCGCCUCACUGACGACCGUCCCUUCCGUCUUCCGUAUCGUAGAGUGCCGCCAGCCCACUAUCAAAAGCUGCGCCAGGUUCUCACCGAGAUGGAAGAGCAGGGAAUCAUACGUAAAUCAAUGAGUGAAUAUGCCUCCCCACUCGUGAUGGUUUGGAAGAAAAACGGCGAUCUUCGUAUAUGCACAGAUUUUCGAUGGCUGAAUGCGAGAACCAUCAAGGAUGCUCAUCCUUUGCCCCAUCAAUCAGACUGCUUGGCUGCUCUUGGCGGUAACACUGUCUUCAGCACCAUGGACCUCACGUCUGGUUUUUAUAACCUGCCCAUGCAUGAAGAGGACAAAAGGUAUACCGCCUUUACAACACCACUAGGCCUGCACGAGUAUAACAGGAUGCCGCAGGGGCUUUGCAACAGUCCAGCGUCCUUCAUGAGGAUGAUGUUGAGUAUCUUUGGUGAUCUUAACUUCAGCAGUCUUCUGUGCUAUUUAGAUGAUCUGAUUUUUGCCCCCAAUGAACAGCAGGCCCUCAGCAGGUUGGAAGUUGUUUUUCAGAGGCUGCGGGAGCACAACCUGAAGUUGAGUCCGAAAAAGUGCCAUCUGUUGCGGAAGUCCGUGAAGUUCCUCGGACACAUUGUUGACGGUGACGGUGUUGCUGUUGACCCGGAGAAGGUUGAGGUCAUCGCCAAAAUGUCGAAGAGGGACUUGAUGGAAUAUGAUAGCUGCACUCCUUCAGUCCACAGAGUCAAGUCGUUCCUGGGGAUGGUAUUUUAUUAUCAGCAUUUUAUACCAAAUUGCUCUUCCAUCGCAAAACCCCUGUUUGCCCUCACAGCUGGCCAGAAACGGAGAGGAAAGGCUGGAAAGUACAGUCAGAAUCCAGGAGUCUACAGAAAGCUCAAACCUGCAGACUGGACCCUUGACUGCGACACUGCCUUCGCCAGCCUUAAGGAGAAGCUCCUGAACUGUGCAGUCCUCACCCAUCCAGACUUCUCUAAGCCCUUGGUUCUGUCCAUUGACGCAUCUCUUGAUGGUCUUGGGGCAGUUCUGUCCCAGAUACCAGAAGGAGAAACGAAGGCACGCCCGAUCGCCUUUGCCAGCAAGACCCUCACUGGCUCACAAAAGAGGUAUCCUGCCCACCGCCUAGAAUUCUUGGCGCUCAAAUGGAGUGUUUGUGAAAAGUUCAGCCACUGGUUGAAGGGCCACACUUUUACAGUGUGGACCGACAAUAAUCCUUUAACUUAUAUAAUGACCAAACCAAAACUUGACGCUUGUGAACAAAGGUGGGUGGCAAAACUUUCCCCAUACACUUUCAGUAUCAAACACAUCCCUGGGAUAAAGAACAUCGUGGCAGAUGCCCUAAGUAGAGAUCCUUUUGCUAAGUCAGUGAGUCAGAGGUUGAUCAGCGAGCCAUAUAAAAGUCUUUUGGCUGAAGCAGAGGGAACCAAGGAGGAAAAAGUCCAGGAUCUCUUUCGGUGCAAGAUCCAGUGUCUCCAGGCACACGAUGCAGGCUGUUGUGUAACCAUGGGCACCGCUCGAGACAGGCUGGCUGGCAGUCAAGAACCCUUGCAUGUGAGAUCUACUUGUGAAGCUCACGUAGAGUGGGAAAGGGGAGCAGAGAUAAGAGCAACACAGUUUCUCAACGCUCUUUCCCAGGCGGUGCCCCCAGAACAGGAUGCACCUCCAGGCCUGUCUAUCGGCGAGCUAAGGCACAGCCAGGAAACUGAUCCAGUUAUCAGGGAGGUCCUGCCACUCGUUCAGAGGGGUGAGCCACCACCUAGGCGAAGGAGAAGUAGGUUAGCUCCUACGGCCCAGACACUGUGCAAACAGUGGCAUCAUCUUAAAGUCCUGGACGGAGUCUUAUAUAGGGUAACCAAAGACCCUUUGAGCAGAGAGAAGAGGUAUCAGUUUGUGCUGCCUGUUAGCUUGAAGGCCAAGGCUCUCGCUGGUGUGCAUGACCUCGCUGGACAUCAAGGGCAGGCUAGAACAGCACACCUCGCCCGACAGCGUUUCUUCUGGCCGCAAAUGGGAGGAGACAUCAAGGAAUAUGUGAAAUGCUGCCAACGCUGUAUCCUUGCAAAAACCCCUGAACCAGCUGCUCGAGCUCCCUUGGAGAGCAUUCGCACUUCGGCACCCAUGGAACUGGUGUGCAUUGAUUUUUGGAGUGCUGAGGACAGUAAGCAAAGAUCUGUGGAUGUAUUGGUCAUAACAGACCACUUCACAAAAUUGGCUCAUGCGUUCCCCUGUGUCAACCAAACUGCAAAGCAAAUAGCGAAGAAGUUAUGGGAUAACGUGUUCUGCAUCUAUGGUUUUCCAGGGCGAGUACAUUCCGAUCGGGGAGCCAAUUUUGAAAGUAAACUCAUAUCCGAACUCCUCAGCCUCACAGGAAUUACGAAAACACACACCACGGCAUACCAUCCCAUGGGAAAUGGGCAAACCGAAAGGUUCAACAGGACGCUUGGCAGUAUGUUGCGUGCCCUACCGCUGGCAGCCAAACAACACUGGGCCCAACAGAUACAGACUUUGACCUUUGCAUAUAAUGCCACCAUUCAUGAAACGACUGGAUAUCCUCCAUUCUACUUGAUGUACGGUCGAGUUCCCCGACUCCCGGUAGAUAUGGUCUUCAAACAAGUCUUGAAGGAUCCAGUCGUGGUGAAUUAUAAGACCUAUGCAGAGAAGCUGAUGGCGAACCUUCAUGUGGCUGCCGGCAUAGCUCAGCAGCAUGCGAGGAAAGAACAGCAACAUCAGGCUGAUGGCUAUAACAAGAGAGUACGUGGAACCCACUUGAACGUUGGCGACCGAGUUUUGCUUGCCAAUAAAGCGGAAAGAGGGAAGAGGAAGCUAGCGGACAAGUGGGAGCCCACCAUGUAUACCAUCAUAGACCGGAAUCCUCAGACUCACGUUUACAAAGUCAGGGAUGAGAGUGGGAAAACCAAAGUCGUUCAUCGGAAUCUAAUGUUGGACGUGAGCUUCUUACCUGUCCCAGAACAAAGCGGAGAGGAGCUGGAUGAAGAUGCCUCGGAUGUGGUCAGUGAGUUCCAGCCUUCCUCUGUUGAUGCCUUGAGUGGCCUGGCAGUAGACGCUUCUGAGGACCGUACCUGCUCAUGGUUAAAUGCGUCAUCUGAUGUCGAGUCUGAGUUUGAAGUUGAAGCUGAUGAGUCUGAAAUGGAGAAUGAGAUACCCCACUCUCUGUCCAGAGACUUUGUUCAACGGACAUCGACAAGAACCCAGUCUGAUGAGGUCAGAGGUCAAGGGGAAAACGAAUACUCACCUGUGAGAGACUUACCUGGUUCCAGUGUGCCCCCUGACUCACACCUGACUGACACUGACUCUGACUCUCCGACUGCAGCUCCUGACUUAGGCGAGACGGAAUCCCCAAACAUCACCUCACCUGUUACAAUGACUGAUAGUCAGACACCCACACAAGCACAAGGGCCUGAGAGACAGGUAGUCAGGACACGUACUGGUAGGGUUGUUAAGGCAGUCAAUCGCUUGAUAGAGAACAUGGUGCAAAAACCACUCACCAAGGGUUUUGUUGAAGGGGUCAAUAGAAGAUCACUGUCUUUGCUCAGCCUAUUUUAGACAGAGUGAUGAAUUAAAAAUCUGAGUAUUGUGUUAAGUUUUUGUUUAGUGCAUACAUUCUGAUAGGGUGUUCAUAUUGGAGGGGAGAGUGCCAUGAUUGUAUAUGGUGUAAAAGGCACCAUAUUUACUAAAAGAGAUAGUAGCCUGAUCAACUGCUGUUUUCUUUGAACUUACCUCGUAAGUAGCUUGAUAUGCUGUGUGAGGAAUUAGAUUUCCAGGGUUACUUCGGAUCAUGUGAAUGUGAACAUUAUGUUUUGUAUUAAUGAUUUAUUCCUAGUGAAUUAACCCUCUGUGUUCAGGAUUUUGGUGAAAUUAAAGAGGGGUGAAUGUAACAGAUAUGAGAAAAUGUGUAAGUCUUUUUUUGUUUUCAAUUGCGUUUGGUUCAGGUCAAUAUGUUUUAUUUCUCCAAAAUCCUUGUUCUGCCUUGUAUAAAAUUAGCUUUGGUAUUGGGAGUUAUAUUAUUUUGUGUAACAGCGCCCUCUGUGGGAAGAGUGUAUUAAGUGAAUGACAUCGCGUUCGCUCGUCAGUCUGUUUACCAUUGACUGAGGGGAGGCUACUGUUUAUAUGUAUGGAGAAAAACCACAUCCGUGCUCUUAUUUGAUUUAUUCAGGUAUGUACUCCCAUUACCAUGUUUAGCAAAUGUGAUGUUCAUUUACAUGUAUUAUGUAAGAAGAUCUAAUCAUUGUGGUGUAGUCCUGUAUGUAUUUAUGUUGUAGCCUAUGUGUGAACAGGUUAGAUUUAAGAUAUAUUUCCUAAGAAGAACAUGCAAUGUGAUCGGAGAAAAAACAGCCUAAUGCGAACAUUUAUUUUCCAUAGUAAUUCUUUAUUGUAUUUUGUUUUAUGCUUUUUGAAUGAAUGCAAUUCAACGGUCAGUCUGUUUACCAUAGACUGAGGGGAGGCUACUGUUUAUAUGUAUGGAGAAAAACCACAUCCGUGCUCUUAUUUGAUUUAUUCAGAAUAAAGUGCCUAAGGAA
Alosa sapidissima (American shad) is the source of this 5608-nucleotide messenger RNA. RefSeq lists its product as uncharacterized. Lineage: Eukaryota; Metazoa; Chordata; Actinopteri; Clupeiformes; Clupeidae. The coding region runs from base 6 to 4634 and encodes 1542 amino acids. Gene Ontology annotation, molecular function: nucleic acid binding. The record is from RefSeq and is a predicted model, not a curated record. The transcript is spliced from 2 exons. Gene Ontology annotation, biological process: DNA integration.